Molecule: messenger RNA, 4395 nt
Organism: Corythoichthys intestinalis (scribbled pipefish)
Lineage: Eukaryota; Metazoa; Chordata; Actinopteri; Syngnathiformes; Syngnathidae
Gene: ankrd13d
Product: ankyrin repeat domain 13 family, member D
Exons: 16
Coding region: 723-2615 (630 amino acids)
Cellular component (GO): cytoplasm
Molecular function (GO): protein binding
Source: RefSeq, a predicted model, not a curated record
UCCACCCUCCACAACCAGGAAGAAAAGAAACGCCCAUACGGAUAAAUAAAAGAAGCGUUAGCCGUCCUGUCUCGUGUGAGCCAAAGAUGUCAUUCACGUGCAGAUUCCGCAGACUUUAACAAGUGAUGCGCUUGGGUUGCAAUUCGACCGGAGUCAAGCGUGGUCGUCAGAGGCUCUCACCAACACCGGGAGCCGGGGGAGUCGUGGAUGUCAAACUGGAAGAGCGACCAUCUGAACAAACUAAUGCAACGAAUGCACUAGGGAUGGGUGGCAAGCUUCCAAUUCGACCGGCGAUUCCACUUAAGAGAAGAAAAUGAACGCACUUGGAUAUAAAGUGUUCUCCAACUGAGGUCUUCCCCCCCCCCUUCAUAAUGGAAACACGGAGCCGAGUGGAGCAGACAACACUGUUUUUACUAGCCAGUUGGCCACGUUAGCCUAGCUCACUAGCUCUUAGUUCCUCAACGCUACAUCAAAUAAAUUAGUGGGCUGAGUUCGUCACGCAAACUCAGCCCACUAAUUUAAAAAGGUACGCACGACAUUCAGGUUUGUUGACUUCCUCGCCUUAGCUGCGUGGAUAAAUUUGUUUCGUGACAGGUUUUACUAGAGUAGCACCCUUUGUCACUUCCGUCUUUCGGGUUUGUAUUUUGUCAGGGCUAGCACAUACGCGUUUUAGCUAGGUUUUUAUUUGAAAUACUGUUAAGACUGUCAAGCGAGCGACAAACAUGGCUCAAGAAGAGUUUCCUUUACAUUUUCUGGUGUGGAACAAUCUGUAUCAGGAGCUUGACCAGGAGAUGCAAAAGAAAGAGCAAAAUCUAGAGCGGGUGGAUCCGAGGGGGCGCACCCCACUGGAGCUGGCAGUAUCCCUGGGCCACCUGGAGUCCACCCGAGUGCUGCUCAGAUACACCGCAGACCCGACGCACUGCAACGCACAAGGCUGGACGAUUUUGCAGGAGGCAGUGAGCACUGGGGACCCAGAGUUAGUUCAACUGGUGCUUCAGUACAGAGACUUCAAACGUGCGACUGAGAGGCUGGCAGGUAUCCCAGAACUGCUGCGCAAGCUGAGAAAGGCACGGGACUUCUAUGUUGAGAUGAAGUGGGAGUUCACCAGCUGGGUGCCUUUGGUUUCCAAGGUGUGCCCCAGUGAUGUGUACCGUGUUUGGAAGAGUGGCUCGUGUCUCCGUGUAGAUACCACCCUCCUAGGUUUUGAGCACAUGACCUGGCUGAAAGGACGACGGAGCUACAUCUUCAAGGGUGGAGAUGACGGGGCCGUGGUCAUGGAGGUGGACCACGAAAAGCAGGUGGUGUACACGGAGCCGCUUGUAUUGUCUCCACGUGAUGCGCCCUCCCUGCUGGCGGCCAUGCAGCCGUCGCAGGAGAACACAGCGCAAAGACUCACAUCACCGAUUGUUGCUACGCACCUCAACACCCGCAACAUUGCUUUUGAGCGGAACAAGUCUGGGAUUUGGGGCUGGCGUUCUGAAAAAAGUGAGAUGGUUAGUGGAUAUGAAGCAAAGGUUUACAGUGCAACCAAUGUGGAGCUGGUGACUCGGUCAAGAACGGAGCAUCUAUCAGACCAGGAUAAAUCACGGAGCAAAGGCUCCAAAACUCCUCUGCAGUCUUUCCUGGGAAUUGCUGAACAGCACACAGCUCACAAUGGGAGUAAUGUGUCCCAGUGCGCCAGUCCACACAACCCCACCGCUAUCACGGCUGAAGAAUACUUUAAUCCAGACUUCAACCUUAACGGCCGGGACAUUGGACGCCCCAUUGAGCUCACUAGCAAAGUGCAGAGGUUCAAGGCUAAUCUGUGGUUGAGUGAAACUCACCCUCUGUCAUUAGCUGAACAGGUGACGCCCAUUAUAGACCUCAUGGCCAUCUCCAAUGCUCACUUUGCUAAGCUUCGUGACUUCAUCACCUUACGCUUGCCUCCAGGUUUUCCUGUCAAAAUAGAGAUUCCGCUGUUUCACGUGCUGAACGCCAGAGUCACCUUCAGUAACUUGUGUGGCUGUGACGAGCCUGUAAGCUCAGUGACUGUUCACAAACCAGAGGGGUCAGAAGAAGCAGGACAGUCAACUGCUCCCUUUCAAUGCGAGGUUGACCCCUCUGUGUUUGAGCCCCCGGCAGACUACACCACCCUCGGACCGGGCCGCAGUGAGCCAAUGAGGGAUGAGGAUGACAACUUGCUGCAGUUCGCCAUCCAGCAAAGCCUUCUGGACGCUGGAACAGAGAGUGACCAGGUGACCAUCUGGGAGGCGCUAACCAACAGUCGGCCGGGACCCCAAUCGCCCCUAUAUGAGGAAGACACUCAGUUGGAGAGAGCCAUUCAGGAGUCUCUGUCUAUCUCAUUGGCUAGCAGAGUAGGGGCAGACGAUGUGCAAGAUCCCAACCAGCCCCCAUCAGACUCUCCCAUGGACUCCACCGCCAAUUAUCCACUCUCCUUUAAUACGGCGAGUGAACCAGCGUUAUCGGGACACUUCGGUGGGGCUAGCAGCUUCGAUGAGCAGCUGCGUAUUGCUAUGGAGCUCUCAUGCCGUGAGCAGGAGGAGAUUGACAGGAAGCGGAAAGAGGAAGAAGAGGAACUAGAGAGGAUCCUACAGCUGUCACUCACCGAGAAGUAAUGUAACAUGAAUUUGGAGCUGGCCGUGGGGAUUUUGGGGAAACAUGAACUCCUAAUUUAUUCUUGUUUUAUUUUUAAACACAGAGACGCUAAGUUAUUGCAGAUGUUUUAUUUAUUUCUUUAUUUCCCUGAAAAGUGUGAAAGAUGAGAAUGAGUGACGUAAUUAAGUGACGUAAUUAAUGCAAACUGGUACUCUGAAUCACAUAACCAAGGCAGGGGAGACAAAGGGAGCUUUUAAAAAACAUUUUUUCAAUUAAAUAUUUUGCUGAGUUUCGAUGUCUUUAAAAGCCUAAUGGUCUUAUUUCUUUAAACAUUACAUGAUCCAUGGUACCGAUAAGCAUAACGAAACAUAUACAAAUAUUAAUGAACCUUGGCAUCAUUUGUUGACUUGCUCGUGUUUGUGUGAAAAAUAAAUAAUUAAUAAUCCAUCAUCCCCAGAAUGUGUUUCUUUUCCCUCUCCUGUAAACAUUUUAAUCAGGGCUUUGUAUUUGGCCAGCUCUGUUUGCUGUUGAAGUAAUUGUAGGAUUUCUUCAUCUUGUAACAGUUUAUUUUUUAUACAGUCCUUCUGGAGUACUAUCUAAAAUAUCUUAAACCAAGAUGUUGCUGAGCUGGGAAAACAUUCUAUUGACAGAAAACAAAAAGAAUCAGAAUAAUUGGUUUACAUGUAUGUACUUUGCAUUUCAAAAGGAUCAGUGCCAGUCUUGGCUUUCCUGGUACACUCUUUCUCCGUGUUGUUACUCCGUAGCCCAACAACUUGCCGAAGUUUUGCAUCCCGCUGAACUAUUAAAAGGUAAAAUAUAUAAGUAAAUUUAACACACAAACAUUUGUGAUAAUAACUUGCUACAUUUACACCUUUAUUCAUGUUGUUGUCAUCAGGGAACACAUAUUCACCUUCCCCUUGCUUGGUUUGUGAAAGCACCACAGGCCCUGUUUGUGCCUUGGGUACAUUUCUCAUUGUUGAGCUUAGAUGCUUAGAAGCUUUCAUGUCUGUAAGAAUGAAUGGCCAUUAGGAAAAUAAUUUGACUACUUACACAUGCAAAGGUCAAUGUUCACAUGCAGUAGUAAAAUACAUACUCCUGAAAUCCAUCAUACUUAAAUGCACCAAGAACAUCUUGAAAAAGUAUUAGUAGUGUUUGUAAGUGAAAAAAACUGCAGUUGCAUGAGCCCCCCCCCCCCCCCCCCCAAACUUUAAUAAUUACAAAAAAAAAAACCAAUCACUUAAAUACAUGAGGGCACUUCAGUAGUGUGAGUAAAGUAAUGUAAUGUCCCCAUUAGAGCAGGGCGGUAAACCGAAAAUUUACCGUUACCGAAAUUCUUCACGAUGACCGACGUAAUUUUGACCAUGUCGGUAAAUUCGGUAAUUUAAUAAAAGAAGAAAAUAUAGUCUUUUCAUCCCGCUUUAACUCUGUGUUGUUCGGCUAUGUUCAUUCCCCUUUAAGAAAGCAGACAGUGUGCUUACGUUUGGAGUCACAUGGUUUUCAGGAAGCCAAUCAAACAGAAGCCCGGUAGGCUAACGCUAGCUGCUAACGCUAGCUGCUAACGCUAGCGGCUAACGCUACAUGUAAACGGGAUGAAGUCGGGCUUAAAUUAGCUUCGCCAAACUUUCACCAGACAUUAAGUAAACUCUUGACGGGUUCCAGAUAGGGAUGGAAAAACGAAGGCUUUCUGAAACUAUGAACCUCUUUUAUGACAAUUGCCCUAAAUUGAAUCACUGUUUGACACACUGCAAGAGCCCCAUCUACUGUAUAAACAGUGCACGUUUCUUUUUAAAAGUAAAGUUG